Pochonia chlamydosporia 170 is the source of this 2010-nucleotide messenger RNA. Its product is annotated as biotin apo-protein ligase. Gene Ontology annotation, cellular component: cytoplasm. The transcript is spliced from 5 exons. Gene Ontology annotation, biological process: protein modification process. The record is from RefSeq and is a predicted model, not a curated record. Lineage: Eukaryota; Fungi; Ascomycota; Sordariomycetes; Hypocreales; Clavicipitaceae. Gene Ontology annotation, molecular function: biotin--[biotin carboxyl-carrier protein] ligase activity. Bases 1 to 2010 code for a protein of 669 amino acids.
AUGACUCCAAGACGGCUCAACGUCCUCGUCUAUACGGGCACGGGGACUACGUCCGAAUCAGUCCGCCAGUGCAUGUACUCACUCCGCCGACUUCUCUCGCCAAACUACGCCGUCAUCCCCAUCUCAGAAUCAGUCCUUCUCAAGGAACCAUGGGCAUCUACUUGCGCGCUGCUCGUGAUACCCGGCGGCGCGGAUCUAGGCUACUGCAGAGUUCUCAACGGCGAAGGGAACCGCCACAUUAGUGACUUCGUUCGCCGAGGUGGCUCGUAUCUUGGCCUUUGUGCCGGCGGAUACUACGGAAGUAGCAAGUGCGAGUUUGAGGUAGGAAACAAGCCUCUCGAGGUUAUUGGGAGCAGAGAACUGGGCUUCUUCCCCGGGACUUGUCGUGGCGGCGCAUUCAAGGGUUUCGAGUAUCACAGUGAGAAAGGGGCUCGUGCUGCUGUCCUGAAGGUCACAAAGGGAGCGUUCAAGGACAGUAUCCCGGAAAAAUUUGCAUCCUAUUACAAUGGCGGUGGUGUUUUUGUGGACGUGGAUAAGGUGACUGGGCGCAAAGUAGAGGUUUUGGCUUCGUACGAUGAGGACUUGGAUGUGGAUGGAGGUGAUGGGAAAGCUGCCCUGGUGCUUUGUCACAUUGGAGAUGGCAAGGCUCUACUAUCUGGGCCGCAUCCCGAGUUUUCCCCUGCCAACCUGUCACCACAGCCGACGAUCCCAGGAUACGACAACCUCAUCGUCAAGCUGCAGGAAGAUGACGCCGCAAGGCUCGCUUUCCUAGGAGCAUGUCUUGAGAAGCUCGGCCUGGAAGUGAGUGCUGAAAACGAAUCACUGCCCACGCUUUCCAAUCUUCACCUGUCCGCCGUCGACAACUCCCAAGUCUCUGAAUUAUUGUGCUCCUGGAGCGACGUCAUUGACAAGGAGAACGGGGAGGAGUUUAUCACCGGCGAAGCGGAUAAAUUCCGCAUCCAAAGUGACGAAGAUGGUCUCACGCUGGAAGAUUUACAACGGUCCCUACCUGGCGCAGACGACCACCCUACAGGUGAGACGGGAAUUGUCGACUACGGUGCCAUUACGAAGAACAUCAUUGCCCACGAGCGGGCGCUGCCGACGAAGGAAAUGACUCCGCGGUUCAACCAUAAGCUUUACUAUUCUAGUCUCAGGAGAUUCCAGAGGAUAGAGGAUAGAGCAGAAGAUUGGGGGAACAUGUUGAUGUAUGGCGAUGUCAUUACCAGCACCAACUCUUUACUUGAAAAGAACCCUAAACUGAUAUCAAAACUCCCAACUGGCUUCACAUUCUCCGCUGCAACACAAGUUGCCGGCCGCGGGCGAGGAACCAACGUCUGGGUCGCGCCGCCAGGGGGUCUCAUGUUCUCAACCAUCAUAAACCACCCUGCUUACCUGGCUGCUUCUCGACCAGUAGUCUUCAUCCAGUACAUCGCCGCGAUAGCAAUUGUGGAAGCCAUUCAGUCCUACGACGUCGGCUACGAGAACCUCCCCAUCAAACUCAAAUGGCCAAACGACAUCUAUGCCCUCGAUCCCACGAAACCAGCAUCAUCAAAAACAUAUGUCAAAAUCGGUGGCAUUCUCUCACAAUGCGGGUACUGCGACGGCUCGUACCAAAUCGUUUUAGGUAUCGGCAUCAACGCCAUCAACCCUCGUCCCACGACGUCGAUUUCCGACCUCCUACCGCCAAAUGCGUCCCCUCUUCAUCUGGAAACGUUGUUGGCGAGAAUAGUAACACGACUAGAGUCACUUCAUGCACAGUUCCGCCGCGAAGGUUUCUCUGAAAACUUGGAGCGGAGAUACUACCGCCACUGGUUGCACACGGGUCAGGCAAUCUCUUUGGAAGCUGAGGGUGGUGUGAGGGCCAGGGUCCUGGGUAUCACGAGGGACUGGGGUAUGUUGAGGGUUGAGGAGACGGAUGCGGAGGGCAGGGGGACGGGUAAGAUGUGGACAUUGCAGAGUGAUGAGAAUAGCUUUGACUUUUGGAAGGGCUUGGUGAGGAGGAAGCAGUGA